AUGAUGGGGAAAGUGCUGUUAUUUCUGUGUGUGUUCUCGACCUGUUCAAUGCUUUCUGCUGGCGAAGACCUCGUUGAAGUGACGGUUUUGGUGCCUUAUGGUGUACCCUGCAGAGACCGACACAGUACCGAGCAUCUUUGUCCGCGGCUGGCGUCAUCUGUGAAAGACGCAAUGAAGAAAGGAUGUAAAGAGAGUUCGGAAGAUGAUGCCAAAAAGACCGCUGGAGACUCUUGUCCUGUGCAGCUCAACAUAACUGGGGAAACUCCAACUUACUACACGUGUACCAGAGGUACCCUGGAGGAAAUUAUAAAGAAGCAAGAGGAGCUUCAGAAAUCUGUGCUCAGUGCACCUGGCCACGACUGUAGCAAACUGCCCUUACACAUUGUACUCGUUUCAAGCCAGGAGCACAAACAGGCUGCUACCGUAUCAGCACCAGCACGAGCAAGUACUGAGAAGGAAUCUAAAGAGAAACCCAAAGAGAAGCCCACGACCGAAACAUCAGAUAAUGUGACCGAAAAAGUUGGCCAAGAGAAGCCGACCAUUAAGGGACCACAGACUAAAACUGAAAAAGCAGUGGAUAUGAAAUCGACUGAGCCGCAGAGUAACCAAAACAGUGGAUCCAUACCGACCAUAUUUGGUGGUCGUUGUUUUUUUAUUCCUUUUUUAUACAGCACGUUACUUUGA
Molecule: messenger RNA, 684 nt
Organism: Trypanosoma brucei brucei TREU927
Lineage: Eukaryota; Euglenozoa; Kinetoplastea; Trypanosomatida; Trypanosomatidae
Exons: 1
Coding region: 1-684 (227 amino acids)
Source: RefSeq, a predicted model, not a curated record